ACUGUGGCGAUCAAUUUGCAUCGAAAUAGGCUCGCCCGGUUCGUGUUCAACGAAAUAUAAAUCAAGCGAAGUUUCGUCGAGAUCCAACGUUAAAUAAAUCCACGGAACAAGUACGUUAAAGGUGAACGACAUCGGGCCGGUCCGCCGCUGUUUGCAAACAACGCGACGCUCGGAAGUCGUGCGGCGGUGUUCGUCGACGCGCGAUGACGUCCCUAUCGCGUUCGUAUCUCCCGCGAAGCGUGCACCGACGCUUUUGACGAGGCCGCGCGACGCACAGUUGGACCGAGGCGGUUGUUCCGUGUCACAGUUUUCCGAAUCAUCGCGCGGACGCUCCCGUUUCCUCAAUCGGUUCCGCGGGAGCCCGCAGAGCCCGCGGAUGCCGUCGCGCGUGCAGUUGACGCGCGUUGUGCCAGCAGUUUUGGCUACCAACGCGUGCGGUAUGCGCGAUAGGAUUGAAAGAAACGUUCAACCUAUUCGCGCCACGACGGUUCCGGCGUUCGGAUGUGUUCGUACGGCUUCGUUCGCGUAGAAGAGCGUGCGGUAACCUGCGCCCGAGGCCGCGGUUAACUAGUGCGCGGGCGAGAACCGAAGCCGUCCGUCGCGACGCUUUGUUUACGCGCGUAUCAGCCGUGACGGGCCGAUGAUCGGACAGGCGCCCUUGCGUGCACCGCCCGUUAUCCGAGCACCUUCCGAGUCGCGAUUAGUCGCCUAAUCGUCGUGCUAACUCGUACAGUCAGUACGUUACCGCGCGUCCUAUCAUCGCGACGACGAUACCGCUGUCGGCCAGUGAUUGCUCCGUUGUUGUGAUUACCGAUUAGCUAGGAAUUUCGCGGCUACUUUAACGAUAAAUACAUGUCUGGUAGUAGGUAUUCCUCUGUUGUUGAUAGUUUUUUUUACCAACAUUGAUUCUAGAGAACGUGUGUAUAAUAAGUUACGUUGGAUAACCUCGGUACUCGGGUUCAACUUGUUGGGUCGGUGUUAAAAGAGUUGAGUUCAUCAUGGAUUACACGUCGAACAUCGCCGCGGUCUUCUAAUCUUCCACCGACGGGGAACCGAUCCCGAUCCGCGUCACGUGCGCGCGUGUGCCAUCCGCGCGUCUGCCGGCGACCGAUCGCCGCUCGCGUGGUUCCGUCGCGAGUUAGUGUGUGUUCUCAGUGUGUGACCUCCCAUGCCGGGAAAACGUGACGAUCCGGCGCAAGUGACACGCUCCGAGGUUCGAGGGGUCGACGAUCAGCAGCCUUAAUCCAGGCCUGGGUAUCGACUUUAUCCGCUCGUACGUGGUCCAGAUCACGCUCAGAUAUGCCGCCGGCCGGUAAUGAAGGACUGUGACAACCUGGCGGACGGCUCGGAGCGUGACUCCCCUUGGAGCUGUGGGGGUGGCAGCGGCAGUGGCCGCAGACCCCUCACCUCCAUUAUCGAGCACCUACGCACCUCCAAAAGCAGACUUCAUAAUGGUUCGGAGAAGAACGGAUUCCCCGAUGGCGGUGGUCCUUACGCGUAUCAAUUCGGUGAGGUGUCAGGUGAAAACGUGUCCGCGGGUUCUGGACCACGUGGAGGCGAUCGCGAAGAGGCGACUGACUUAGACACACACACGGAAAACAACGACGGGGCCACCCUGGCCGCCAACACAGCGGUCGACGCUAGGGGCGGAAGCCCCCAAGGUGCCCACCUCUCUGGUGCAACUACCCCUAGGCCACCUAGGAGUCGGAGGCGGCAGAAUCAGAAUGGUCUCAACACUACUCAAGUCAAAACAGAGCGUCUCACGCCAGACAAUAAUUCAACGUCUUCGAGAAGCGUGACGCCGUCGUCGUCUAGCCAUCCAGGAACGCCGCCAAAUGCUACCCCUUUGGGUGGACCUGAGGGCCCACCACCACCCUACCACCUCAAGCACAUGGAGCAGAUGAUGGAACAAAACUGUAGCGAUUUCAUGAGAAGGCUUGCUGCCAAGUACAAUAACGCCAACCCUAACGAUUACUUCAGUUCACCUAGGAACGGCUACCCUCCCGGUUUAGAUCCAAGGUUUCCGGCGUUUAAAACGGCCGCGACGCCCUUCGUCGGUUUGAUGGCGCCUCUGGGUGCACCUCAACCAUCGACUGUACCAACCACCUCACCUCUUUCUAGCAAAGACCCGAAGGAACAGAAGCAAGACAGUCUCUUCGGCAACCCGGUGUUUCCGCCUAUGCUCGAUAUGUCGUCGACGCAGGCUCUCUUGCACAUGGUGAGGACUGCGAACGCCGCGCAGAAUGCAGCUGAACUGGAAACCUACCUUAAAGGUGCAAACAAAAGAGACGCCGGUGUGACGAGUCCCCUGGACCUGUCGACUCCAGGAGGAUUCGCUCCUCGCAAGAGGCAGCGAGCGGAGACCAGGAGACCUGGAAGCGUAUCGCCCAAACCGAAGGCAACUCCGAGGCCCACAACACCACCCCCGGUUAGGUGUCCGUCUCUCUGCGGUCACAUGCCCUGCGGCGACGGCCAAGCUGUGAAUCGAUGGACCAUCGAGGAUGUCGUCAACUACGUGUCAUCGAUAGAUAGCUGCGCGGAGUACGCACAGAACUUCCGCGAGCAUCGCAUCGACGGUGCAGCGUUGCCGCUUCUCUCCGAGGACCACCUGACGGGCCCCAUGGGGAUGAAGCUGGGCCCGGCCCUGAAGCUGCGGGCCCUCCUGGCUCGAAAGCUCGGAGCCUGCACGGUGUGCUUGCAUUGCGCCCACUGUCAUCAGUCACCUCUCCCAGCGCUGACCGCGGCCGCAGCGGCGGCAGCGGUGUCGCAGCAGCAACACCAGCAACAGCAACAGCAACAACAGAUCCCUGGCAGACGACCGAGCAGCACGGGCAACUGACACAUGAUGGCGGGGCCUCCACUGGUCUUGCAGGGCGCAUCGACGUUCUCUUCGGACCCGAACAGGGCCCUCAGGAUAGAACGACGCGUGCAACGUCCGAUUCGCAAGCCGGAAGUCAUCUUCAAGAAACCAAUCAAGCAGUGACGCUGCACCUGUGUGGCCGUCACCGCGGACGCUAGUGUUUUGGAGACUCCGCCUAUUGUUUAAGUGUUCGUUUGGGACAUCGUUCGUGGGGGACAUGAGUAAAAAGAUAGGGAAACGAUGAGGAAGGAGACGGGAUCUUUCUGAUAGUUGCAAUCGAGUACCUGGAGAAAGUGCUGCGAAGGAUCCUUGAAACACACGAGAAGGGUUACGUAAUGCGAACAUUUGUGUCAUAGACUGUGCUGCCUUAUUAAUUCGAGAUGGGGUUAGCUGGCCUUUCUAUACUUCUAUCUCUAUUCUUGGAAUAGUUUCGAGUGGUCUUGAAUAGUCUGGUAUGUUCAGUGGAAUGACCUUUUAAGUCUUCCAGCUCCAGGGAUGCUUCUCACCCUAUCUUCCAAAACUACCCACGAGAUUAUCAACUCGAUUAUGUUCAACCUUUAUCACUACAAAACUUUUACAGCUCACUGUCAGUUGGAGUUACAAGGGUUCAAGUAGGAAAUACAAUUGGCGUUGAAUAUCGACAUUUAUUUUGUUCUCUGGAUCUAGACUGAACUUUCCUCGCUGUGUCUGUGGGUGCUCCUCGUUAAAAAUGGCGUCAUUGCUGAGAAAUUUGGAGUUAUAAGGGUUCAAGUAGGCAAUUACAGUUGGAUUGAAUAUCGACAUUUAUUUUAUUCUCUGGAUCUAGACUGAAUUUUCCUCGCUGUGUCUGUGGGUGCUCCUCGUUAAAAAUGGCGUCGUUGCUGAGAAAUUAUAUAUAGAGCAUAUUGUGAACCUGAACACCUAGACUGCGCAAAAAUUAUUAUUGCACAUCCAAGAAGUACUAUCGUUCAAAUUAACGCCAGGGCCAGCUACCGACACAAAAUCAUUGUAAAACAUGUUCCCAAACGAGUGUUCGCAUUAUCUUCCGCAACCCCUGCCGGUGGCAAUACGUGACUUCGGCGCGUUGUACUUAGACACCCGAGUAUGUUAGAAUCAAGUCCACGGUUACUUGAUUCUAAAAACGAAUCCAGAGUUGAAGACUCGCUCAAUCCUCGACGCUACUUCUCGCCUACUCACGGAACUUGUUGCAUUGGCUCGUACCCAUCCAGCUGCACGGAUGCGAACCAAGGACAAUAAUAUUUAAAAGUUCGUUGCGCCGCGAGGAAAGCGAUCGAUAUUUUUCAAGCAAGCUCCGAAGUACGUGGAAGCUGGUACCAGUUGUGAUUAAUUCCGACGACGUUCUAGACGAUCGGCGGAUACUCGGUGCCUGAAACGAGUGUAUUCGCAAACCGAUUUAGAUUUCGUUUAAGAAGCGGCUGCCGGCGAUACAGGUCCGGCGCGGAUGUUGUCAGCCUGACGUACAAGGUUGAGAAUCGAGUAUCCGUAAUUGAGAAUCCGUGUUCAACGUUGAAUCGAACACGUUGGCUGAUGUUGACAGACUUGUAUCACCGGUCGGUCUUCUGGAUCUCGGCGAGACGAGGCUUUCUUUCAUUCUCUUUAACCGGGAGGAAGCGGAGGGUAACUAACAAGUGUUAACGUUGUUGCGUUGCCGCGGAAUCCGGUUAUGAAUUAGAAAUAGACACGCGAUCGCAGCGAAGAUGCCUGGAUCUGUAUAAUAACCGAAUUAAUUGGCUCUAACGUUCGCGGCAGAAAAAGAAACGAUAUCGUGCGCCUGCGGGCUAAUUCAAAUUACAUCCUCCUCGUUGAAGAACCGUACGCCAGCCCAAUUAACCGGAAUUACGCCGUCGAUUGCUCGACAAUAAUUACAGUAACACCUUGUAUAGAAUGCUCAAAAAUUGAGACAGCCGAUUAUCAAUAAGCGAAGCACGAGAAUCGUUUCGUUGCAAUAGGUUGAACUUUAAUGGCUUGGUUGGAAAGGGUUUUUAACGGGAUGUAGCGAAAUGGAGAUCGAGCUGAAGAGACACGUGGUGGGGAAAGUUCUUGGGCAUAGAAUUUUAUCAAUAUUCGAUACACUACUGUAACUUGUUGUAGUGUAUAGACAAUCAAUAAUUACAGUGGUGCCUUUAGUAAUGCUUAAAAAACGAAACAGCUGAUUAUUUAUCAAUAUGUGAAGCACCAAUAGAGAAUCGUUUCGUUACAUCUUGUCAAUAUUCGAGGUAUUACUGUGACAUAUUGCGAUGCAUCGACGCGUCCAUUUCGUAUUCCUAAUUAUCGAUUUGGUAAAGUUAAAUGGAAUUGUUGGAAAAAAGAAUGUUUUACGAAGGUAAUCCUGGGGAUGCUGGUUAUGGUUGUUCAACUACGAUACACGUAUCGCGGAGGAAGUAUUAUCGAAGAUCAACGAAACGAGUGCCUAUAUCCAGAAAGUCUUCCAAAGGCUGGCCUUUCUUAGAGAAUACCAUUAUCGAACGAGUCGAUGAUUUUUGUGAUCCACGCGCAACGAUUCGUUGAAAUCAGCCCUGCUGAUUUACUGGUACCUUUUGCCUGAGAACAGUUUCACGGCGACAAAGGCUGGAAAUUAUUCGAACCUUUCCAUGUGGCACGUUUCGUUCAUGAAAAUGAAAUUAGUAAUACGAAAACAAGUGAAAUAAGUAUCUCCUGUUGUUCAUAUGAAAAUUCUUUCAAGCGUUGAUGUUUGUUUAAAUUAAUAUUUGUUCUUUAAUUUCUGCGUUAAUGAUCUGUAACCAAGAUCAAACCCGUUGAAUUUAAUUGCUUUAAAAUUGUUCAUUUUCCACUCACCAGCAGAUGCAUUUUGUAUUCGAAAGUGAGUGAAAAAUUCUAUUCGAAUAAUAUAUCACAAAUAAGACCAACUUAUAGAUUUAUUUACGAGAUUUACUCAGUUACAUGAUAAUAUUCAAUAAUAAAUAAACGUACAAGGCGGUCUAUUUUUUUUUUCAUUCGUGUCCGAAAAGUUUCAGUUGUUAACGCAGAAUCUAAUUUCGAUUAAACGAAUAAUGGACGAAAAGUUUUCAUCCUCUAUUCGUUACUCGAAAUUUGUAUCGAGUUUCUAAAAUACUCUAUGCGACCAUAAUUUUUAAAUUUUUAAGAAUUAAACCCAUUUGGUUUCCCACGAUAUAAAAAUACUUCCUAUUUAAAUACUUAAUGACAUCAAUUAUGAAUAAUUAGCCAGUGAAUUAGUCACAGGAAAGUCGAAUAAUUUCACGAACCCAACACUGACAGUGGUAAACCGAAAAAAUUACCAUUACCGAUCGUCGUGAAAUAAAACUGACGGAGAUCAAAUUAAGGAGAAAGUAUGCUAAACAUACCGGAGUGUAUCUAUUAAAUAAUUGUUGUUCGCGUGCGAAGAGAUUGAAUGAGAGAACGAUCGUGCAGAAGGGAGAGAAAGAUGAAAAAGAGACAACAUUUUAUUAGAGAAAAAUUAAUGUGCAAUAAAGGAACGUUUCGACACGGUACUUUUAACUAUGAUAGGAGAUACGUAUUUGCUCAAAUCGUUGUUUCUUUUAUAUAUUUUAACGAAGUUUUUAUAUGAAUGAAUUAUAAUGAUAAAUAUACUAAAUUAUAUUUUUGCUAGCGUUCUACGUGCAAAAAGGAGUGAACUCCGCACACGUAUAUACAUUCAUAAACCGUACGAAAACAAGAAAAAUACAUGUAACCGUACACACACACGCGUGCGCGCGCGCGCGCGCGCAUACACGCAAACACGCAUACACGUUCACGCAUACUCGAUACGUAGCAAACGGCAUAGAUUUACGAGCGACGGACCCGUAAUAUAAAUAGCUUAGAAGAAUUGUAAAUUAACUUUCCUUUUUUUUUUUUCUUUUUUUCUUCUCUGAUUUACAACGUUUGGCGUUUAUUUAUUUAGAAGUAAACCGUUGCCUUAUUGUAUUCACGUAUAACAGUUAAGAUGUAAAAGCGACGUCCUAGGAGAAGAGAAAUGGUCGGGAGACAAUGUUAGAUUGAAAAAAAGUUGGUAAGUUCGUAAAAAAAAUGAGCAGUAUUUUUAGAUUUACAUUAGCCUGAAUUUACUGCAGACUAUAUACGUUUAUAAUUGUUAUGUACACGGACACUUACACACGCGACGACGCACGCGCGAAACAUCUACACGUGCUUCC
Hylaeus anthracinus is the source of this 6990-nucleotide messenger RNA. RefSeq lists its product as uncharacterized. The record is from RefSeq and is a predicted model, not a curated record. Bases 1316 to 2839 code for a protein of 507 amino acids. Gene Ontology annotation, cellular component: PRC1 complex. Gene Ontology annotation, molecular function: protein binding. Lineage: Eukaryota; Metazoa; Arthropoda; Insecta; Hymenoptera; Colletidae. The transcript is spliced from 10 exons.